ACCACGUGCCCACCAAUGAGAGUGCUGUUCGUCACAAUGAGGUUUCUGAUCUCACUGUGUGUGUCUCUACUGCUGCUGAUUAAUGGUGAAAUAACCAUUGGACAAACAACAGAACCUACAACUUCCAUCUUUGAUCCAUGCUUUGAUUAUAAAACUCUUGAUGAAUCCUGGAGAGACAUACGGCAAAGCCAAUCCUCUGGAUAUGAUGACACCCUUGUUGAAUGGAGUGGCUGGUAUCGGCUGUAUUUGAAUGGAGAAAGUGCCCAGAUGUCUGAGUGGUGUAUGAGUUAUAUGGGAUGUGGUGGUCAAACUGGACUGUAUCUCAACGGUUCUCAUCCAACAAUUGAGGAUGGAGAGGUGACCCGAGAAGUCGUGGGAAUGUAUUCAUGGUGGUGGGGGAGGUAUUCUGUUGAGUGCGGCAGCUACAGAUCCACGUCCAUCCAAGUCAAAGCCUGUCCAGGAGAUUAUUAUGUCUAUGAAUUUGUCAAACCCAUCAUAUCAGCCCCCCAGCCUAUGUACUGUGCAGCUGCUUUCCAAAGCAUCAACAGUGAUCCCUGCUACAACUAUGAGUCUCUGGAUCGUCCCUGGAGAGCCAACAAUGAAAGUGGAAAUAACAUUUGUGAUGAAUCUUUCUCCUGGAAUGGCUGGUACCGGCUUUUCUACUACGGAAUGGACAUCCGGAUGUCAGAGACCUGUGUUAGUUCAUUCACCUGUAACACAUACAUCAAUCUGUGGCUCACUGAUCCUCACCCUCAGAUAGAGGAUGGAGUGGUGAUCAGGGAGGUCUGUGGUAGUUAUCAUUUGGGAGACUGCUGUGAAUACAACUCAAACCCCAUCAGAGUGAAAGCUUGUCCUGGCAAUUACUAUGUCUAUGAACUAGUGAGUCCACCAUUUGGAUGUGUUGGAUACUGUACAGAUGUCAGCACCAUUUCACAGGCAGUUUUCACUCUGAGUCCAGAUAUAAUCACUGGAUCCAGCAUCACCUUGAAUUAUGAUCCGUGCAAUAACUAUAAUGAACUUGACAACUACUGGAGAGGCAUAAUCAUUUACUGGUAUACAAAUGGAUAUGUAAAUAAGCACGAUGACACUCUUGUAGAAUGGGAUGGCUGGUAUCGACUCUUCAUGAAUGGAUCAAAUGCUCAGAUGCCUGAAUGGUGUGUGUCUUACAUGUCAUGUGGAGGUUUUAGUGCUCUGUGGCUUGGUGACUCUCAUCCUCAGCUAGAAGAUGGAGUUGUUACUCGUGAAAUUUACGGCUCCCAUAAUGAUCAGUGCAGUCACUACAGAUCCGAUCCAAUCCAAGUCAAAGCUUGUCCUGGAAAUUAUUAUGUCUACAAGUUUACCAGGCCAACUCUUUCAAUCCCAGCUCCUGUAUAUUGUGCAGUACCUGUCUCCACCCCGAGUGUCAACCCCUGCUACAACUAUACCAGUCUGGAUGAGCCUUGGAGAGCCACUGACCAUUAUAACUUGGGCAUGUGUGAUUCUAAUGUGGAGUGGAAUGGCUGGUACAGGCUGUUCUACAAUGGUCAAAAUGCUCAGAUGCCAGAAUCAUGUGUUAAUCAGUACAUGUGUGGCACUAGUGACCCACUGUGGCUCAACGGAUCUCACCCACAGCUGGAAGAUGGAGUGGUCACCCGUCAGGUCUGUCUCUCCUCAUGGAAUGGCUGCUGUACUUACGCUUCCCACCCUAUAAGAAUCAAAGCCUGUCCAGGAAAUUACCAUGUUUAUGAGUUUGUCAAGCCAAUAUUUUGCGGAGCUUACUGUGUAGAAUCCACAAACCAGUCCAUCCCAUCAGCAUCUACAACAACAGAGACAAUCCCAUCCAUAGAAUCCAUUACUCCACCAGUCAUAACCACUGAUACCAUAACAGCUCCCCCUGUUGACCCCUGCUACAACUACUAUGUCCUGGAUGAUCCAUGGAGAGCCACCAACAAUCAACAUUCCUCUGAAAAAAUGUGUGACACUGGGGUCAGCUGGAACGGCUGGUAUCGUCUCUUCAUUCAGGGUCAGAGCGUUCAGAUGCCAGACACAUGUGUUGAUCAGCAUAGUUGUGGCACUGAUGCUCCACUGUGGCUGAACGGAGGACAUCCAACAGUCGAGGAUGGAGUGGUCACUCGAGAUGUCUGCGGUCACUGGAGCAAUAACUGCUGCUAUUUCCAAUCCAAUCCCAUUAAAGUCAAAGCCUGUCCAGGAAAUUAUUAUGUCUAUGAGUUUGUACGCCCAAAUGGCUGCUAUUAUGCAUACUGUGCAGAUGUGAGAGAUCCUUGUUCUGAGCUCAGGUGCUCUGAGGAUGAAAGAUGUGGGAUGAAAAAUGGUGUUUAUGGCUGUUUAUGUAAAAAGGACAAUCACAGACCACAACCACAUUCUGACUCUUUUGAAACCUGUGAAAGCAGCUCUGGCUCCAUGUCUGUGUCUCGCUGUCAGCUCUUUGAGGCUGGUUUUCCAGCUGAUGUCUUACACCUCAAUGAUCCCAGCUGCAAAGGAACGGUCCGGAAUGGCAGAGUGGAAUUCCAUUUUGAUAAUGAUGAACACAUCUGUGGUACAAAUCUUGUGGCUAACGGCACCCACUUCAUAUAUGAUAACUUUAUUCUGGGGACACCGAGGUCAGAGAAAAUCCUGAAGCUUUCUUUCAGCUGUGUUUAUCCUCAACCACAAACACUUUCCAUGAAUAUGGAACUCAAUCCACUGGAGAGCAUUGUGCACAAGACUCUUCCCGCUGGUGAAGGCAGAUAUCGUGUCCGGAUGAUUCCAUAUCAGGAUGAUGAGUUUACCCGGCCCUUCACUGGUGCAGUGGAUGCAGAGCUCGACCAGGAGAUGCAUGUGGAAGUUCGUGUUGAGGGGGUCGACAGCCGCCAGUUUGCCCUGGUGAUGGACACGUGUUGGGCUACACCUGUGAAUGAUCCUGAUUACAGCCUCCGCUGGGAUCUCAUCGUUUCAGAGUGUCCCAAUCCAAAUGCCAACACACUGAAGCUGCUGCAGAACGGCGUCUCGACAUCCAGCCGUUUCUCUUUUGGGAUGUAUAUCUACACUGCAAAAUCCACUAAGCUUUACCUGCACUGUGCUGUUCACCUUUGCCUUCUGUCAAGCAAUCGCUGCUCAAUGGACUGUGACUCUGGACACCAGCGGAGAGAGCGCAGGUCUCUGGACUUCCAUGACAGUGCUUCCAUAUCCAUGGGUCCUCUGAUGUUGUCUGAAGGGAACACAGAUAAGUGGGUCCCAGACCAAGUGAAGGUAUCUGAGGCUUCUUGUCUGUGUGGUUCUCUGAUGGUGUUUCUUGUUCCUCUGAUGAGUGUCCCGACCCUCUUUUAGUUGGUUUCCACAGACAAUGUGUAACAUUUUAUUUACAUGCAUAUUAUCUAAUGGCAUUUUAAUCAAUGUGGCACUGAUGCCACUGUGGUUUUUGAUUUCGAAAUGUUUCCUUAUUUAAUGAAGCCUUUGUCAAUUUACCUAAAAACAACAAAAUAAAAUUAUUAUUUAAUUACUUA
This is a messenger RNA of Megalobrama amblycephala (Wuchang bream), 3482 nucleotides long. RefSeq names its product uromodulin-like. The record is from RefSeq and is a predicted model, not a curated record. Bases 16 to 3306 code for a protein of 1096 amino acids. Lineage: Eukaryota; Metazoa; Chordata; Actinopteri; Cypriniformes; Xenocyprididae. Gene Ontology annotation, cellular component: apical plasma membrane; cell surface. Gene Ontology annotation, biological process: neutrophil migration. The transcript is spliced from 17 exons.